Fusarium proliferatum ET1 is the source of this 423-nucleotide messenger RNA. RefSeq lists its product as uncharacterized. The record is from RefSeq and is a predicted model, not a curated record. Lineage: Eukaryota; Fungi; Ascomycota; Sordariomycetes; Hypocreales; Nectriaceae. The transcript has 2 exons. The coding region runs from base 1 to 423 and encodes 140 amino acids.
AUGAGCUACUUGUCUGGAAGCAACACGAAGGCAUCAAACGGGCUGGAAAUCGUCUCCCAAGAUGAGGCUUUUCGUCGACUCGGUCCAGAAGGACGCCGCAUAAUGGUCACUGCGGCUCAACACAGCAUCGAUACGUAUAAAGAAUACGCAUCCAGAAACCUUGCUGAGACAGCUUACGACCACAUUCCGCUGAGACGCAAUGUCAAUGCCGACAAGAUUUCCACCACCAAAUCUUCGCAAGAUGUGGACAAUGUUCGAAAAAUCGGGCGGCUGAUGGAGCGAGUUGAGGUGUUGGAGGCCGAGAAUCGUGCUUUGAAGAAAAAGAACGCCGAGUUCGAGGAUAAAAAUCGGUCUUUGAAGAGAAAGAACACCGAGUUCGAAGAUAAGCAGGCAAAGAUGGCGAAGCUGCUUGCAGAUGAUUGA